Messenger RNA from Anoplophora glabripennis (Asian longhorned beetle), 899 nucleotides. RefSeq lists its product as uncharacterized. The record is from RefSeq and is a predicted model, not a curated record. The coding region runs from base 267 to 824 and encodes 185 amino acids. Lineage: Eukaryota; Metazoa; Arthropoda; Insecta; Coleoptera; Cerambycidae. The transcript is spliced from 5 exons.
CGAAUCCAACAGGUAUCUCGGAAUUCUAUGACAAACACAGUCUGACGUCACCUAUUGUUGUUAAAUGAGCUGGUAUAGCCGGUGGACCGAAUGAGACACCCAAUCGCACUUACCGCAUUUCCAAAGAAUUUGUCGGUUAGCACACGAACGAUUCAUCGUUAGUCAACAACAGAAAAACCGAAUCAGUUUGAAUCAGAUGUCCGGAGCAAACGGUUAAAAUCGAAGGAUAGGUAAAAUUUGUGUUUUCGUUAGAUAAUCCAGUGAAUAUGAAGUCCAAACACGAAAUACCAAACAAGACAGACUUCAUGAAGGCACAUUCAUUUAAUUUUAUACAAAACGAAAUAGGAAACAGUGAUCUAAUACACGGGGACAAAUCUUACAAACAUGGUCAAGGGGGUACAGAAACACCCUCUAUAUCAAAGAACCGGGACGUAGAAAAUCAAAAAAUGGAAAAAGAAAAUUCUAGUCGAACUCAUGAAUCGCUAAUAGAAAAAUCUGAAACAAGUAUCGUUACAGACUCCAGAACCGACUACACUGGAUCUGCACCUAAAAGAUAUACCACCAAAUGUUAUAUAACACUUGCCCCAAUCCCAAUUUGGUACACCGAAUCCGUUUCUCUCACUAUUGGAUCUACGAGGCGAAGGUAUGAGGAAAAAGUUUAUAUUAAGAAUAAACUACGACCGUACAAGUGGUCCGAAAGCAUGUCUACGGAAGUUAAAACCAUGCCAAAGAAUAUAAUUUCUGACAUAUACAUUCCAGUGGAAGAUUCCGACAUACAUUUUAUGUCGUUGGAACCACAGCAGAUAGCAGCUGGUGCUAACUGAACAUUCCAAAAAUGUGCAUUAUAUAUUGUUAAUAUUUACGCAAAUACAUAAAUAUUUAAGAUACCAAUAUUUAAA